AUGACUCAACACACAGAGGACACCCUGACCCCAUCGACCGAUCGCGCGUCGCCAUCGGGCGACGGCCGGCACACCUCGGUCAUGCGCGCGCGGUCGCUCGCGCGCGCGCUCGCGACGCGCGCGCGCGCGGUCUCGUCCUCGGCGCGCGACGCGCGGAAGCAAACGACGGGAAUCGUGGGAUUGGAUGUCCUGGACGAGGGCAAGGCGGCGUACGAAUCGAUCUGCGAGCGAGUGUUAAAGGAAGUCGCGACCGGGAUUCCGAGCGACGCGGGGUAUCGACGGGUGGUGGAGGAGAUGUACACGGAACGGUUGAAGCGCGCGCGGGGGGGGGCGAGCGUGGAGGAGGUUGAGCGGGCGAUCGGGGAGGGACAGAUCGAGGAGCUGUACGAGAUCGCGAAGGAUGAGUUGGCGCUCAUACCGAAGAUGCGGGAGUGGAAGCCGUGGGAGUUCGAGCACGAGAUCGAGGUGAUCGAACAUCCGAAGGAAAAUCCGUACAAGGAAGAGCUGGCGAAGGAGGAUUAG
This is a messenger RNA of Ostreococcus tauri, 522 nucleotides long. RefSeq names its product ETC complex I subunit. Bases 1 to 522 code for a protein of 173 amino acids. The transcript has a single exon. Gene Ontology annotation, biological process: respiratory electron transport chain. The record is from RefSeq and is a predicted model, not a curated record. NCBI's taxonomy places the organism in Eukaryota, Viridiplantae, Chlorophyta, Mamiellophyceae, Mamiellales, Bathycoccaceae.